CGCUCGGGGCUGCGGCGGGCACAGAGCGUUCGCCUCGUCGCUUCAGCCCGAAGCACCCUCGGCGGUCGCGCCUCCCGCCCUCCGUCCUUCUGCCCGGCCCCGCGCCACCAUGCCCGCCGUGGACAAGCUCUUGCUGGAGGAGGCGUUGCAGGACAGCCCCCAGACUCGCUCUUUACUGAGCGUGUUUGAAGAAGAUGCUGGCACCCUAACGGAUUACACCAACCAGCUUCUCCAGGCAAUGCAGCGCGUCUAUGGAGCCCAGAAUGAGAUGUGCCUGGCCACCCACCAGCUCUCGAAGCAGCUGCUGGCGUAUGAGAAACAGAAUUUUGCUCUUGGCAAAGGCGAUGAAGAAGUAAUUUCUACACUCCACUAUUUUGCCAAAGUGGUAGAUGAGCUUAAUGUUCUCCAUACAGAGUUGGCGAAACAGUUGGCAGACACAAUGAUUCUACCUAUUAUACGAUUUCGAGAAAAGGAUCUCACAGAGGUUAGCACUUUAAAGGAUCUUUUUGGACUCGCCAGUAAUGAGCAUGACCUCUCAAUGGCAAAAUAUAGCAGGCUUCCUAAAAAAAAGGAGAAUGAGAAGGUGAAGACGGAUGUCGUGAAAGAGGUGGCAGCCGCGCGACGCAAACAGCACCUCUCCUCCCUCCAGUACUACUGCGCCCUCAAUGCGCUGCAGGACAGAAAGCGCGUGGCCAUGAUGGAGCCCAUGAUAGGCUUUGCCCACGGACAGAUUAACUUCUUUAAGAAGGGAGCAGAGAUGUUUUCCCAAAAUAUGAACAGCUUUUUAUCCUCAGUUGCGGACAUGGUCCAGAGCAUUCAGGGGGAACUAGAAGCCGAAGCGGAGAAGAUGCGCGUGUCCCAGCAGGAGCUGCUCUCUGUUGAUGAGUCUGUUUACGCCCCGGACUUUGACGUGGCCGCGCCACAGAUCAACAGGAACCUCAUCCAGAAGGCUGGCUACCUGAAUCUCAGAAGUAAAACAGGGCUGGUCACUACCACCUGGGAGCGGCUUUACUUCUUCACGCAAGGCGGGAACCUCAUGUGUCAGCCGCGGGGCGCUGUGGCUGGAGGCCUGAUCCAGGACCUGGACAACUGCUCGGUGAUGGCCGUGGACUGUGAAGACCGCCGCUACUGCUUCCAGAUCACCACGCCCAACGGGAAAUCGGGGAUCAUCCUCCAGGCAGAAAGCAGAAAGGAGAAUGAGGAGUGGAUAUGCGCCAUAAACAACAUCUCCAGACAGAUCUACCUGACCGACAACCCAGAGGCAGUCGCCAUCAAGUUGAAUCAGACGGCGCUCCAAGCAGUGACUCCCAUUACAAGCUUCGGGAAAAAGCAAGAAAGCCCGUGUCCCAGCCAGAACCUGAGAAAUGUAGAGCUGGAGAACGACAAGAUUGUUCCCAAAGCAGCAGUCCCUGGCCCUGACGCCGACGAGCUCAUCGCACCUGGAACACCGAUCCAGUUCGAUAUCGUCCUUCCUGCCACCGAAUUCCUGGAUCAGAACAGGGGCAGCAGGCGCAUCAACCCCUUUGGUGAGACCGAGGACGAGACAUUUCCAGAAGCAGAAGAUUCCCUUUUGCAACAGAUGUUUAUAGUUCGGUUUCUGGGAUCCAUGGCAGUUAAAACAGACAACACGACCGAAGUGAUUUAUGAAGCGAUGAGGCAAGUACUGGCCGCUCGGGCUAUUCACAACAUCUUCCGCACGACGGAGUCCCACCUGAUGGUCACCAGUCAGACUCUGAGGUUAAUAGAUCCUCAGACUCAAGUAACAAGAGCCAAUUUUGAACUCACCAGCAUUACCCAGUUCGCGGCUCAUCAAGAGAACAAAAGACUGGUUGGCUUCGUGGUCCGCACGCCUGAAUCCACCGGGGGAGAGGCUCUGAGCACAUACGUUUUUGAAAGCAACUCAGAAGGCGAAAAGAUAUGUUAUGCUAUUAAUUUGGGAAAAGAAAUCAUUGAGGUUCAGAAGGAUCCAGAAGCGUUGGCUCAGUUAAUGCUGUCCGUACCACUAACCAAUGACGGAAAAUAUGUACUGUUAAACGAGCAACCAGAUGAUGGAAGUCCAAGUGAAAAUAGAGGCGCAGAAUCUGAAGCAUAACUCUCUUGGGCCUUUGGGGGAAGAGCACCCAGGAAGGAGAGCUACCUCCUUAAGGGUUUUCAACUUCUCUGAUAUACAGGCCCAUGACCUGGUUUCAGAAUGCUGACAAUCGCUUGUGGAAUGUCCUCUGGAUGCCUUGUACUGAGAGAUGGGAGGGAAACAGUUCGAAAUGGUUGACAACAUUCCUACCCAUCUACAAAUGUUAUUUUAGGUGCUUUGUGGUAAGUCUUUUUCUUAGAUUGUGUUGUUCAGCGCUCAGAAUGAAAAUUAAUGAAAAAAUGCAUUGUUCACUUUAUUCAAAUGUCAUCUCUUCAGUUUCCAGUACCCUUUUUUAAAAAUGGCAAAAACCUAGAUUUAUAAUUUGAUAAACACUAAAUAUUUCCUAUUAAUAUAAUCUAUUUUUGUAUUUUACUUAAUGAGCUUUAAGUGCCUGUCACUCCAGAAAUUGUGUAUUUAUAAUCAAACUUAUCUCACAUUUGGACCUAAUAGCAUUAAUUUGUGCAGUUAGGUGACAUGCCCUGCUUUGAGGCCUGAGCACUAGCAAAAAUGCAGGUCUAGUUUGGAUAAUUUUUCCAGACAAGCAAUAAAAAGACUAGCAGAUGAGUACCACAAAAGAUGUUCGAUUUUACAUUGGAAACUUAAGAACCAGCAUUCACAAGUUUACAGGCCUUUAGAUAUUUUUAGUGGUGGACAGAGUGAAGCUCUGCCAGUUCCUGAUUCCUCUGAGCCAGACCCUCCUCAAGGAAGGGACCAAUUAAUUUUAAAACUCACUUGAAGCAAGGCUGGUUGUGGGGCUUGGUACAAAGUUUCUGUUUCCACCUCUACCUAUGAAAUAAGUGUAAUGGUCUUGAAUUGGCACAGUGUGUUUAAUUAUAACCAAGUUCAACAGAGUAUCACUGUCUUUGUAAUAAAUUAACCUAGCAAUAAAUGCUAGCAAAUAAAAACUA
Messenger RNA from Neogale vison (American mink), 3039 nucleotides. RefSeq names its product adaptor protein, phosphotyrosine interacting with PH domain and leucine zipper 2 (gene APPL2). Lineage: Eukaryota; Metazoa; Chordata; Mammalia; Carnivora; Mustelidae. Gene Ontology annotation, cellular component: cytoplasm; endosome membrane. Bases 110 to 2092 code for a protein of 660 amino acids. The record is from RefSeq and is a predicted model, not a curated record. Gene Ontology annotation, molecular function: protein binding. The transcript is spliced from 21 exons. Gene Ontology annotation, biological process: signaling.